Labeo rohita (rohu) is the source of this 1515-nucleotide messenger RNA. RefSeq names its product exostosin-like glycosyltransferase 2 (gene extl2). Gene Ontology annotation, molecular function: glycosyltransferase activity. The coding region runs from base 47 to 1060 and encodes 337 amino acids. NCBI's taxonomy places the organism in Eukaryota, Metazoa, Chordata, Actinopteri, Cypriniformes, Cyprinidae. Gene Ontology annotation, cellular component: membrane. The transcript has 6 exons. The record is from RefSeq and is a predicted model, not a curated record.
CGCGACAAACUCAACUUACUUCUGGAAUCUCAUAUGAUGGGAAUACAUGAGGAUUCGUUGGUGCUGCUGCAGGUCACUGGGCCGCGUUCGGACACACUUCAUCAUCGGAUCUAUACUGUUGCUGCUUCUGGCUGGAGUCUCUCUGACCUUUUUAUUGCCCAAUAAUGAUGACAUCCGCAUUCUCAGAGAGCUCCAUCGGAGCUCCAACACCUCACAUGCCCUUCUGGACCCUGAGGAUAGUUUUACUAUAAUUAUGCAAACGUACAACCGCACCGAUAUUCUUCUCAAGCUCCUCAACCAUUAUCAGGCUGUGCCUCACCUGCAGUGCAUCAUAAUAGUGUGGAACAACCCUAGCGAGUCGCCACCCAGGAAACUGUGGGAUGAAUUCGGCCCACACCCUGUGCCCGUCAUCUUCAAAGAGCAGAGCGUCAACAGAAUGCGCAAUCGCCUGCAGCCGCACCCUGAGAUCAAGACUGAUGCUGUUCUGAUGCUAGACGAUGACACGCUGGUCAGUGUUCCUGAUAUCAGCUUUGCGUUUUCUGUCUGGAAGCAAUUCUCAGAUCAGAUUGUGGGAUUUGUUCCACGGAAGCAUGUGACCACAGCAUCUGGAGUUUACAGCUACGGCAGCUUUGAGCUUCAGGAUCCAGACGAAGGUGGAGGCGACAGGUAUUCAAUGAUCCUAGUGGGUGCAGCGUUCUUCCAUCAGCGCUUCCUGCAGCUGUUCCAAAAGCAGCCGGGUGAAGUGCACGCUCUGGUGGACCAAACGCAGAACUGUGACGACAUCGUCAUGAACUUUGUCGUGGCACAUCAGCUCUCACAGGUGUCCGGACUCAAGCGGCCCUCCGGGGUGUUCGUGAAGCCCGUAGACAUGCGGAAUCUGGAGAAGGAGGCCAGCAGCGGGUAUGUGGGCAUGUGGCACAGAGCGGAGCACAUGCUGCAGCGCUCCUACUGCCUCAACAAGCUGACACACAUCUACGGGAACAUGCCGCUCCGCUACUCCAAUAUCAUGAUCUCACAGUUUGGCUUCCCCAGCUAUGCUAAUCACAAGAGCAAGAUAUGAUGUCAGUACAUUUGAGAGACAGUGUUGGAUCAGCAGUCCAGCAGCGGUCAACAGCAACACUGACCCUACAGCCAGCCCUAUGGCGACAGACAGGUCAGGUGUUGUUGAGAUGCGAUGUUUUGCUGGAUUAAAAGAGUAAAGAAUCAUUAAAAUCAAGAGUCAUCUCUGUAACUGGAAUAUUCCAUAUUCAAUGAAUAAGCUAUGAUUAGUGCUAUCUGCCUUAUUUUUCCUGUAAGAGCGGAUGUGAUCAUUUGUAAAUUUUAUAGGUCUGGCUUCCAGUCUCAUCUGUGACAGCUAAUUUUAAUCUGCACCUGGGAGUAAAUUCAGUCAUAAUUUGGGUACUACUCACAACAGAACACCGAAUUCAGGGAGUAUGGCAAGCUGUUUAAUGUAAAAUGUUCUUAGCAUCAUUUGUCAUAAUUGCAUUUUUAAUAGUGACAAUUUCGUUUGAGAGC